Molecule: messenger RNA, 5650 nt
Organism: Pogoniulus pusillus (Red-fronted tinkerbird)
Lineage: Eukaryota; Metazoa; Chordata; Aves; Piciformes; Lybiidae
Gene: SEZ6L
Product: seizure related 6 homolog like
Exons: 17
Coding region: 197-3712 (1171 amino acids)
Biological process (GO): synapse maturation; regulation of protein kinase C signaling
Cellular component (GO): endoplasmic reticulum; neuronal cell body
Source: RefSeq, a predicted model, not a curated record
CCCGCCCUCCGGCCCGGCCCCACUCGGCAGGGCUCGUCUGGCUUCGACUGGGCUCGGCUCGGCUCAGUUCGGCUCGGCUCGGUUCGGUUCGGUUCGGCUCGGCUGGACUCGGCUCGGUUCGGCUGGGCUCGGCUAGGCUCGGCUCGCAGCAGCGGAGAGGCUCCUCCGCUGCCGCUGCAGCCGCCGCUGCCGCACGAUGCCGGGGCCCCGCGGGCUCUGCCUGCUCGCCCUGCUGCUGGGCACCCCCGUGGCACCGCGACCAGAUAGUGGAUCAGGAGCAGUGCUGGUCCCUACCAGCCCAGAUCCUCUUGGUGUGGAUGAGCUGAUGGACAAGGCAACUGGUGGAGGUGGAGAGCUUGGGCAUGCCAUGGGUUUGACUGGCAGAGCCAAGGAGCUUGGGCACACCAUGGCUUCAGCUGAAAGAUCUGGGCAGCUUGGGCACACCAUGGGUUCAGCAGACAGAGCUGAGGAGCCUGGGCAUGUGAUGGGUUCAUCUGGAAGACCUGGAGAACUUGGGCACACCACAAGUUCAGCAGGAAGAGCUGAGGAGCUUGGGCAUGCCAGGGGUUCAUCUGGAAGACCUGGAGAACUUGGGCACACCACAAGUUCAGCAGGCAGAGCUGAGGAGCCUGGGCAUGCCAGGGGUUCAGCUGGAAGAUCUGGGCAGCUUGGGCACACCACGAGUUCAGCUGGAAGACCUGGGCAGCUUGGGCACACCACAGGUUCAGCAGGCAGAGCUGAGGAGCCUGGGCAUGCCCUGGGUUCAGCUGCAAGAUCUGGGCAGCUUGGGCAUACCACAGGUUCAGCAGGCAGAGCUGAGGAGCCUGGGCAUGCCAUGGGUUCAGCUGGAAGACUGGGAGAGCUUGGUCAUGGCACUGCCCUCAACCUGCUGCCAGCCAUGGAGGGUGGCACCAAUCCAGCAGCAGAGGAGACGACUCUGCUGGUGCAGAGCCACAUCCUGCCAACACCUACCACCGCCCCCAAGGCUGGUGACAAACAAACUUUCCCUGCUAAGAAAAAGCCUCCUACUCUAAAACAAGCAAAUACAGCAAGGAAGCACCCAAGACCCAAGCCCACCCCACCAGCACCCCCCCGGGCUGCCUCACCAAGCAGCGUGCCAGGCUCCAGGCUCCCUACCACCUCCCAGGACCUGCAUACACUGGCAGGGAUGGCAACCAGGGCAGGGAACACAGAACAGAACCCCCCUGAACUACCCUGGGGUGAGCAGGCCACCACCAGCCACCCUGCUCUGCAGAUCUCCCCAUCCACCCUGCCACCAGAGAUUGCUCAGCCCUUCCUUGGCAGCACAGGCGAUGCCAGCGAGGCUCCGACCGCGGCUCCCGGCGGUGCCACCGCUAAGGGGGUGAAGGGUGCAGAGAGGGAGGUACAUGGCUCUGCAGCAGAGGACAGCCAAGAAACCACCACCUCCACCAUCAUCACCACCACUGUCAUAACCACCGAGCCCACACCAGUUCUCUGCAGCAUGAACUUCCAGGAGCCUGAGGGCUACAUUGACUCCACAGACUACCCUCCACUGCCCCUGCACAGCUUCCUGGAGUGCACCUACAAUGUCACCGUCUACACCGGCUACGGCGUCGAGCUCCAGGUGAAGAGCGUGAACCUGUCGGAGGGGGAGGUGCUGUCCAUCCGCGGCGUGGACGGCGAUGCUCUGGUGGUGCUGGCCAACCAGACGCUGCUGGUGGAGGGGCAGGUGAUCCGCAGCCCCACCAACACCAUCUCCGUCUACUUCCGCACCUUCCAGGACGAGGUGGUGGGGACCUUCCAGCUGCACUACCAAGUGUUCAUGCUGAGCUGCAGCUUUCCAAGGAGACCUGACUUUGGGGAUGUCACCGUGAUGGAUCUGCACUCGGGUGGAGUUGCUCAUUUCCACUGUCACCUGGGCUAUGAGCUGCAGGGUCCCCGGGUGCUCACCUGCAUCAAUGCAUCAAGGCCACACUGGAGCAGCCCAGAGCCCAUCUGCUCAGCGCCCUGCGGGGGCACCAUCCACAACGCCACCAUCGGCCGCGUCCUCUCGCCCAGCUACACGGCGAACCAGACGGGCAGCAUGUCCUGCGUGUGGGCCAUCGGCGCCCCGCCGGGCCAGAAGCUCCACCUGCACUUCGAGAAGCUGCUGCUCACCGAGAAGGACAGGAUGGUGGUGUACAGCGGCGACUCCAACGGCUCGGCGGUGCUCUACGACUCGCUGCGCGCCGACGCUGUGCCCUUCGAGGGCGUCAUCAGCGACGGCUCCAGCAUCCGCAUCGACUUCCUGGCGCAGGAGCCUGCUGCCGCCACCGCCUUCAACAUCCGCUUCGAGGCCUUCGAGCGAGGGCACUGCUAUGAGCCCUACAUCCAGAACGGCAACUUCACCACCUCGGACCCCACCUACAACCUGGGCACCACGGUGGAGUUCACUUGCGACCCUGGGCACUCCCUGGAGCAGGGUCCUGCUGUCAUCGAGUGCGUCAACAUGCGGGAUCCCUACUGGAACGACACGGAGCCGCUCUGCCGAGCCACUUGUGGUGGGGAGCUGACGGCUGUGGCUGGGGUGAUCCUGUCCCCAAACUGGCCUGAGCCCUAUGCCGAGGGGGAGGACUGCGUCUGGAGGGUCCACGUUGGUGAGGAGAAGAGACUCUUCCUGGACAUCCAGCUCCUGAACCUGACCAACAGUGACAUCCUCACCAUCUACGAUGGGGACGAGCUGACCGCCCGCAUCCUGGGGCAGUACGUGGGCAGCAGUGGGCCCCAGAAGCUCUACUCCUCCAGCCCUGACCUCACCAUCCAGUUCCACUCAGACCCUGCUGGGCUCAUCUUUGGGAAGGGACAAGGAUUCAUCAUGAACUACAUAGAGGUAUCCCGCAACGACUCCUGCUCCGACCUGCCCGAGAUCCAGAACGGUUGGAAGACCACAUCCCACACGGAGCUGGUGAGAGGAGCCAAGAUCACCUACCAGUGUGACCCAGGCUACGACAUCGUGGGCAGUGACACCCUCACCUGCCAAUGGGACCUCAGCUGGAGCAGCGACCCCCCCUUCUGUGAGAAGAUUAUGUAUUGCACGGACCCAGGGGAGGUGGAGCACUCGACACGGCUCAUCUCUGACCCUGUGCUGCUGGUGGGCACCACCAUCCAGUACACCUGCAACCCUGGCUUCGUGCUGGAGGGCAGCUCGCUGCUGACCUGCUACAGCCGAGAGACAGGGACACCCAUUUGGACCUCACGGCUGCCACACUGUGUCUCUGAGGAGUCCCUGGCCUGUGACAACCCUGGGCUGCCCGAGAACGGCUACCAAAUCCUGUACAAGCGCCUCUACCUGCCAGGAGAGUCCCUGACCUUCAUGUGCUAUGAGGGCUUUGAACUCAUGGGGGAGGUGACCAUCAAAUGCAUCCUGGGCCAGCCCUCCCACUGGAGCGGACCCCUGCCCAUCUGCAAAGUGAAUCAAGACAGCUUUGAACAUGCUCUGGAAGUAGCAGAAGCUGCUGCAGAGACAUCACUGGAGGGAGGAAAUAUGGCCCUGGCCAUAUUCAUCCCUGUGCUGAUCAUCUCCUUGCUGCUGGGAGGAGCAUACAUCUAUCUCACAAGGUGUCGGUACUACUCCAGCCUCCGCCUGCCGCUCAUGUACUCCCACCCCUACAGCCAGAUCACCGUAGAGACCGAGUUUGACAACCCCAUCUACGAGACAGGGGAAACCAGGGAAUACGAAGUGUCGAUCUGAGGCCAGCGGUAAGGGAGUCUCCAGCUGCCAACCUGAUGUGCCCUCCUAGAACCUGCUCAGUAACUAAUCCAGAGCCCACGUGGAGUGGGUCGGAGCCUUGGCCCUGCUCUUGUCUUUCCUUUUUGCCUCUUUCUGGAAGCUUUCCCUCUUCUCUUCACUGUAUUUAUUCUAUUUAAGCCGUGAUGGGAGUGCUGCAGAGCCCUGGGCGCAGGCAGCAGCGGGGCACCGCUGGGGACCGGUGAGGACAGGCUGGCACGGGGUGUGGGGAGGGGGCAUCCUUACCCCCUGGCACUGCCCCAGCAUAUGCAGGGCGGGGAAGGGGCAGGGGAGGGUGGGGGAGGGAGGGGAGGGGAUUUUUUUUGCAGUUCUGAUGUUGUUAAAGAUUAAAAACGUCUCCAUUGCAAGAGCCUGAGGUUGAUUGCUGGGAGCUGAGGUAGGCACAGGGGUUGCCACAGGAUGCCCACCCACAUUUCCAGGCCUCCCCAUCCCAUAGCUCCCAGCUUGCCCCACUGGCACCUGCACCCUAGGGGCUUGUGUGCCACCAGCCCGGGGACCAUCCUCACUGUAGGGAAGCUCAGGAAAGCUGCCAGCCCUCGCAGAGCUUUGUGUGCCACCAACAGGGCACAGCCUGGCACCGAGGCUCACGCUGCUUUGCUUUUCCUGCUUUGCUUUGGAUGCUGGAGAGGCAGUGAGCCAGGACUCACUGCUCUGUGGAGAGGUAUCAACCAGUGGCACCCAGCAGCCCACUGCCUGGGAGCUGUGGGAACCCUCCCUGGGCACUGGGAGCAGGCAGUGCCCCUUUGCUCACACCAGUUGUUGCUCUGGUAACACCGUGACCCUUGCCAGGGCAAUCCUGGUCUCACCAACGGCUGGAGGCCACCUCUUGCCCUCUGGUAGCAUCUCAGGGUGUGCAAGACAGACUGGGCUCCCUGCCACCGCUUCUGCCAGCUGCAGGAGGAUCCAAUGCCUACCCCAGCAUGUGGGCAGCCAUAGUGGUAGGACACUGGGCAGAUUGGGGCAGCACAGCCUACCCAGCGCCUCCUGCCCAGAGCCUCAAGGGUCUGCAGCUCCCACCUGAAGCUUCUGGAGUUGGCGUCUUGCUGGGAUCUUGCAGCUCCCACUUGAGGCUCCCAGAGUUGGCACCUUGUUGAGAUCUGCAGCUCCCACUUAAAACUCCCAGUGUUGGCACCUUGUCAGGAUCUGCAGCUCCCACUCAAAAGACCUGGGGUUGGCACCUUGUUAGGAUCUGCAGCUCCCACCCAAAGGCCCUGGGGUUGGCACCUUGUUGAGAUCUGCAGCUCCCACUUGAAGCCCCCAGAGCUGGCACAUUGCUGGGUGUCAGCUGAGCAGGAGCUGCAGAGGAGCAGGGGAGGAAGGUGGAGGUGUAGUGGGGAAGGAGAGGCAGGCAGGCAGCGUGGGCAGGCUCUGGCACAGGAGAUGAGCCCAGGGUGAGCAGAGCAGGCAGAAAUCAGCCCAACAAAGCUGAUCCCAGCACCAGUUUGAGCCUCAGCACACCCCAUACUCCUUCACUGCCUUCACCCUUCACUGAUGGGGCUGACACCUAUCCAUGGGGACCCCAGAGGGUCAUCUCUUCCCUGAGCCCCUCUCCCUCCCCCUCUACCUUCCUGAGGAGGGCAGUGAAGCCACCAACAACAUCCUUGGCUGCUGAUGUAGCCUUGCAGAGCAGCAAAGAGUGCCCACAGGAGGCUGGUUUGGUUCGGGGGAUGGUCUGUGCCUCUCUGCAGCGUACAGCUAAGAGUUAGGGCUUGGAUUGGUUGUGGAUUACUUUUGGGUUUGUUCGUUUGUUUGUUUCCUUCAAAACAAAACAAAAAAAAGAAGACAAAACAAUGAAUGUGUCUUUGUAAUUCGAGAAGGUUAAAAAGAGGGGGAAAAAAAACCAACCCAAACCCCAAACUGAACUAAAAAUAAAACCAAAAA